GCAGCAACUCAGUCGGACUGUGAUGAAGUGGAGUCUGCAGCAAGAGAGUUGCCCACCGACACUUUUACAUCCUUUUAUUAGAUAAAAAAAGUUGCUCAUAUUGUUCCUCGAGUCGUCCGAGUCAUGUAUUGAUAACCUAAAGUUCCAGACCAGUUCGACUCGCAGCGGUCCAGAGCCGGUUCUGAAGGAUGUCAGCACCGAGUAACUCGCUCCAGCAGCCCAGAGUCAGGCGCAGCAAUGCGGGCUCUCCCGGUUCGUAUAACAACGGCAGCUGCCGCUUACACCCCAUCCGAGCCACCGUGCCUUAUCAGCUCCUGCGGCCGGGACAGAGCAGCCCAACGCGGACUCAAAGCCUCCAUGUGGGAGCCACGACCAACAGAGGCUCGAGCCCUCCAACCAGUCCGACUUUCGCUCCAGGAAGCGCCAUAGCAAAGCAGAGACUCUCCCCAGAAAACAAAGACUCCUCCUGUCUGCCAGAGUCACCGGCCUCCAGAGCAGAAAGAUCCAAGCCUCAAACUCGGAACUCCAGCGCCAUCAGGCGAACAUCCUCCCUCGACGCCAUCACAGGACCGUACCUCACCGGCCAGUGGCCCCGGGACUCUCACGGACCUUACCCUUCCCACAUGAAGGACAAAGCCACGCAGACUCCGAGUCUGUGGUUGGACGAGGCGUCAGAGCUGGGGAGUCACCAGAGGUCGGCGUCCUGGGGCAGCGCCGAUCAUCUCAAAGAGCAGAUCGCAAAGCUGCGGUUUCAGCUGCAGCGAGGCAAACAGACAGGCCGACCCGGCAAAGAUCCCGGCUCCGCGGCCGGACCGGCGCAGCACAAGGGAACGUCGGCAGCCUGGGCCGUCAUCCCGAUGUCCAAGUCCUGGAUGUCCCGGGUGCCGAGCAGCGUGGAAGGAAUCAACCACGAACUUGAGAACAUGUUCAUCCGGGAAGACUUGGAGCAUGGCGGGAUCCAGUCCAUGGACGUGGUGGACGGCCGGCGCGCCCCUCUUCCUCUUCCUCGCUACAGCUGCGACACCCGAGACACAGACACUCAGGCACCAUCUAGUGGUGAGUCCAGCCCAUCGCCAGGCCCCUGCAGCCCUGAUCAGCUGCUGCACUCGCCUGAUGGAAGCCCCUGCUCCGCCGAGGACGUUGACAAAGAUGGUGUGUGCAGCUCUCCGCUGCCCAAGUUCGCCACGUCUCCCAAACCCAACAACAGCUACAUGUUCAAGCGGGAACCUCCAGAAGGCUGCGAGAGAGUCAAAGUCUUUGAGGAGCUGGUGUCGGGCAAAUCCAAAGGCUUCCCUCUCUUCUCGUGUCCCGACAAAAACAAGGUGAAUUUCAUCCCACGCGGCUCGGCCUUCUGUCCCGUCAAGCUCCUCUGCUCCUCCUUCUUCUCCCCCGUCAGUCUCCACGGCAACAACACCCUGGAUUCUGAGGCGUCGAACGCUGACGGCAGCGCAGAGCGCCGCAGCCCCGACAGUGAGGCGGACGGAUCCCCGCAGCUCGUCCUCACCAGCGCCACCUCAGGGUUCUGAACGAGGUCACCAAGUAACUUGCACAUGUUAAAACUAAUAUUAGCCAGCAGGGGGCGGCGCUGUCCGGACUGUGGUUUCAGAACUGUAAGGAUGGCCCUCUUUCACUAACACCAUCUCUAUGAUGACAGAAUAGCUUUUUUUUUUUUCCUCUGCGUUGGCUUCACGCGAGCUCAGAAUCGGACGUGCUAGUGUGACGGAGCCGUGGACGCAACAAAACACACCAAUGAAGAGCACUCGUUCAACUCUCCGACAUCGUCUUCCACUCUUCCCUCUAGAGACCUAUCAGCUCUUAGCGUCUCUGCAUAAGUGGCAUGUGACAGUUGGACCACGGUCACGUCGACCGCUCGCGAUCCCAUAAACGGGAUGGGACCAACUCCAAAUGUUUCAAGACACCGUUAAUUCAUUCCACUCACGCUGUGAGCGUCUCAACGUUCUGUUGACUUUGUAAUGCGGCCACUGAAGGUUGUCAUUAACCAUAGCUGCCGGUCAUAUGACCACAGGUUCGCGUUCAUGUUCACAAGUUCACAAUGACAUUCAUCCGCUAAAAUAACAUUGCGGCUUGACGGUACUUUUAUUAUAUCCCAAUUUUACUGUGCAGUCACAGUAAACGUCCACGUGGGGUCGCCAUUUCAACUUUCUUGGUUUGAAAAAGGCUUCAUUGUUCAGGCCUCGUGUGCCCACUAGAUGGCACUGUGCUCUACGGUAUUUGGCGACCCGUGAUGGUGGUCUGCACCUCGAUUGGAUUUCAUCGUCACACAAUGAAAAUGAAGUGAAGUGAAGUUCUGAUGACCAAACGUCAAAAUAUAAAUGACUUGGAUCCUGUGACGCUAAAUAAGAAAGCUUCAAGUGUUGGCAUCGUCAUUCAAGGACAACUUGUGAAACAUUUCUUGAAGACAGAGUUUGAAGUUAAUGCAGGGAAGUCAUGACACGACUAGUUGGUUCAUCCACACGACCCUCUGAGUUCGAAGUUCAAAUGAGCGACAAUCAGCCUUCGACUGAGCGACGUUGGUUUUAUAACGCCGCAUCACGACGUGCUUCCCUGCCCUCGCUGGAGAAGUGAACCCCCAACUGCCUCUCUGACUUCCAUGCAGACCAAAGUUCACCGAGCGUUUCAGAAAACUGGCCCAGCACUUAGGAGAGAAGCCCCAGUCUUCAGAGUGCAAUAGAUCUGCUGAACUUUAUAAGGACGACGACCAAAACCCACACGCAGAGAGAAACGUUUCUAGACUUGUUAGCAUGUUUGUUUACUCGGCUUUUGUACGUAGAUCCUGUUUUUCAAUAAAGAAACCAAAACA
Messenger RNA from Synchiropus splendidus (mandarinfish), 2821 nucleotides. RefSeq names its product glucocorticoid-induced transcript 1 protein. Gene Ontology annotation, biological process: podocyte development. The coding region runs from base 189 to 1526 and encodes 445 amino acids. The record is from RefSeq and is a predicted model, not a curated record. The transcript has 9 exons. Gene Ontology annotation, cellular component: cytoplasm. Lineage: Eukaryota; Metazoa; Chordata; Actinopteri; Syngnathiformes; Callionymidae.